Molecule: messenger RNA, 1386 nt
Organism: Seminavis robusta
Lineage: Eukaryota; Bacillariophyta; Bacillariophyceae; Naviculales; Naviculaceae
Source: the annotation of a GenBank genome assembly
AUGGAUGUUGCAGCCGUACCCAAGAAACGCCCUCUAGGUCAGGAUGAUGUGGAGUCAACAAAGCAGCCAAGCGAGAAGAGGGCAAAAGGAGCGCAUCAAGGCGAUGCGUUUGGCAGGCUUUGGAGUCAACCAGAGAUUUGGGUGAACCACAUUCUUCCGUAUCUUGGAAUGGGACAUUACAUUUUCGUUGGGCUCGUCAGUAAACAAAUGAGAGACAUGUACAAAAAGUACUGCGAUACUGUGGAAAAACUGCUAAUUGUCAAGGCUGGCUAUUUUCUAACAAGCCCAGCAACCUGCGCGGACACAUUCUACAGCAUUGCCUUUUACAAUGUAGCCUGUGCUCAAUUCUGGGAGAGACACGACAACAAAGCAUCGUAUUCCUAUGGUCUGGCGUGUGCACAAGCUGCUAAGAUUGGUAAUCUCAAAGUCAUCCAGUGGGCAAAGAAGAAUGGCCAUGAAUGGGAUUCCAAAAGUGCUGUGAAUGCAGCUCGUAAUGGGCAUUUGGAUGUUCUCAAGUAUCUUCGCCGGCACGGCUGUCUGUGGGAUGAAGACACUUGCUCCUCGGCUGCAAAAGGCGGUCAUUUGGAAAUUUUGAAAUGGGCCCAUGAAAAUGAUUGCCCAUGGUAUGCAGCAGCAAUGUGCUCCAGCACAGCGGAAUUUGGACAUUUGCAUAUUUUGCAAUGGGCUUACGAAAUCACCUCUCCAAUUCGGAAUACUGGGAGCUGUCCAUGGAAUGCAGAAAUAUGUUCCAGAGCAGCCAAAGGGGGGCAUAUGCAGAUAUUGAAAUGGCUUUAUGAGCAUGCAUGUCCAUGGGACGCACAUACCUGUGCCAAUGCUGCAGAGGGUGGGCAUCUUGUCAUGUUAAAAUGGGCUCGUGUAAAGGGGUGCCCGUGGGAUGAAUUGACUUGUGCAGCAGCUGCAGGUGGUGGGCAUUUGUUUGUUUUGAAAUGGGCUCAUGAAAAUGGCUGUCCGUGCAGUACUGUGACAUGGCACUAUGCUGCCAGAAAUGGACACUUGGCUGUUUUGAAAUGGCUUCAUGAAAUUGGCUGUCCAUGGGAUGCUCAUGUUUGUGCUUGUGCUAGCAAAGGGGGGCACUCAGAAGUGUUGAAAUGGCUUCGUGAACACGGUUGUCCAUGGACUGGCAGCACUUGUGCUGGUGCCGCCGGGGAGGGUCAUUUGGAGCUGCUGAAAUGGGCUCAUGACAAUGGCUGCCCAUGGGAUGAAGGAGCUUGUGCUGCCGCAGCAAAGGGUGGGCAUUUGGAUGUUCUCAGGUGGGCCAGACAGCAUGGCUGCCCAUGGGAUGCUCAAACAUACCACGCUGCCAUCUUGUUUGGCAGCAAGGAGAUCAAAAAGUGGCUUCAGGAGAAUCAUUGCCCCCAGGCCUAG